AUGUCUAUUUGUUUUAUGAUAGAGAAAGAGGAGGAAGAAGAAGAAGAAGAAGAAGAAGAAGAGGAAGGGAAGGAAAGGAGAAAAGGUAGUAACAACAUGAAUUCAAUCAACAUGUUGCAUCCUAUGAACAACAGCAAUAACAAUAACAAUGAACUGUUAGUUGAUGACAUGGGUACUAGUCCACCUGGUUCAUCGUUUCUAACCUUUAAAGCAGGUCCUAAUAACAACACCUAUCUUCAACAUCAUCAACAUAGUAAUAGCAAUGACAGCAGUGGCGGUGGCGGUGGUGGUAGUGGUAGCAGUAACAGUAGUAUUGCCUCAUCUUCUGGAGGUGGUGCUCUCAACAACAACAAGACAUUGACAUCAGGAUGGUAUGAAGCACCUCUAUUUGAUACUGGCUUUAUCUCUUUUCUCAAAUCUGAAGAGUUUAGUGAUCUAACAAUCAUAUCUGAUGGUAAACAAUAUCAUCUGCAUCGUGUCAUUUUGGCUCAUUCUUCAAAAUAUUUAUCUGAUUAUUUUGAUAUUGGAAAUAAUCAUAAUAAUAAUAACAACAACAACAACGGAAAUAAUAAUAAUGAUAGUGAUAAUAAUAAUUCAACCUAUUUAAUUAAAAUUGAUAAUAAUACAUAUGAAUUAAAAGGACAAUUUGUGGAAUACUUUGAUCAAGUGGUUGGAUACAUGUAUGAUGGUAAAAUUGGUUUAACGCAACACAAUUCAUUGCCGAUACUGUCAUUGUCGAGUACUCUACACAUCAAAGCUCUGAAACGAGAAUGUACAUUUUAUCUAACGAGAUCGAUCAACAAGGAGAACGCAUUCCAUAUGCUACACAAAGCAAUUCACAUCAAUUCAGAGGAUUUGAUCACUAAAUGUAUAACUGUCAUUUGUAAACAUUUCAAUCAAAUCAUUCAACCUCAUUUCUCUGCCAUCUUUUUAAAUCAUCAUAUUAAUCAUAACAAUACUAGUAGUAGUAAUGGUGGUAUAUUGAGUGAUUCAGUUGAUAGUUUAUUACCAUCAAUCAAUCGAACAAAUAUUCACCAUAAUAAUAAUAAUAAUAAUAAUCAACAAGACUCAGAAUUUGAAAAUGAUCAACAUCUCAUUUCAGCUUCAACUGGUUCUGAUAUCGAUCAAGAUGAUGAUGACAAUAAUAAUAAUAAUAAUAAUAAUAUAACAAUAUCUACUAAUAAUAAUGUACAACAACAACAACAAACUUUACCACUAUCAAUUAAUAAUAAUUCAAAUGUAAUAAUGAAUACAUUACAUUUACAAAAUGUAACAAAGAUGGUACCAUCACCAGUACCAUCACCAUCAUCUGUACCAUCGUAUUUGGCACAAUCCAAUAGCAACGAUAAAUCAUUAAAUAUUACAACUAUUCAUACGGUACCAGAGUUACUUUCAUUGUCUGUGCCAAUCAUGAUUCGAUUGAUGCGUCAAAAUAACUUGUCCGUUUCAAAUGAAGCCAUUGUAUACAAGACCAUUGUUAAAUAUAUUCAUGCCAAUCGAUCGACACUCAACGAAUCUGAUAUUGCCUCGUUGUUUGAGGUUGUCCGUUUCCCACUAUUCAACUACCAACAAUUGGAAGAGGCACAAGAAAAUACACUCAUUCCAAAACAUCUUAUCACCGAAGCACUCCUUUUACGUUUAAAGAUGCAUGAAGGUCCAAAGACAACACCACCAGCACCACUCGAUUUAACGGGAUCGAGUUUUACAGGUACCAGUAAUGGUGGUGGAAUACUCUCUUCAUUGGCAGCUGCUGCCUCUUCUACUUCACCAUCUUCAUCACAAUUGUAUAAUCGAUCGGCAACAGUAUCAAAUAGUAGUGAUGGUCCAGGUGGAGUGGGAGUAGGCGGAGUCAUACUACCAGGGAUGGAAUUUGACAAUCAAUCAAUGAGAAAGACACCAAGAGCAGCUUAUGCUAUAUCAUUGGAAUAUAAACACGAUUUUGAUACUUGUGGUGUAUUUUAUUAUAUUGGUACUAAUGGAUACAAGGAGGAAUGGAGUAAUCCUGCAAUGCGUGGUCGUGUACGUGUUACCUCUUCAUCGAUUGAAAAGGGAAGUGUUACGGAGUGCGUUGGACGUAAUCCAAGUGAAUGUUGGUCGAUGGAUGUACCCGCAUCGUGGAUAGCUAUUAAUUUGGGGUCUAGUCGUACCAUGGUUCCCACCUAUUACACCUUGCGUCAUGGAGGCAACAGUAAAGCUGAUUGUCUUCGAAACUGGACACUACAGGGAUCAAUGGACAGCAAGAAUUGGACGGUUCUAUCAAGACAUAGCAACGACUGUUCUCUCAAUGGUAAUUUCAGUACAUUUACAUGGCCCAUUCUCAACUGUACGCAAGCGUAUCGUCACUUUAGACUCUUGCAAACUGGUAGAAAUUCAUCAAAUCAUAAUUUCCUUAGUAUCUCUGGUAUAGAGUUUUAUGGUGAUCUUUAUGAAACUAGAAGAGAUGAACAAUAG
Messenger RNA from Cavenderia fasciculata, 2451 nucleotides. RefSeq lists its product as uncharacterized. The coding region runs from base 1 to 2451 and encodes 816 amino acids. The transcript is spliced from 2 exons. NCBI's taxonomy places the organism in Eukaryota, Evosea, Eumycetozoa, Acytosteliales, Cavenderiaceae. The record is from RefSeq and is a predicted model, not a curated record. Gene Ontology annotation, molecular function: protein binding.